AAUUUUUUUUAACCCAAAACAAUUAAUUAAAAAAAGAAGUAAAAACAAGAAAUAAAAAAUCAAUCAUAGAAGAAUCGCCACGAAGGCACAACAAAACACAAGUUCCCUCUUUCCAGUUUCCUCCAUAUCCCCUGUCUCUUCUCUUUGCUCUGAAUUGGGUUUAAUCCCUACCAAUCAAUGACCAUGGAUCAAGCCGAACUCACCACUGAACAGGUUCUUGAAAGAGACAUUCCAUGGGAGACAUACAUGACAACUAAGUUGAUCUCGGGGAAAGCUCUUCAACUCUUGAGACGUUAUGACAAAAGACCAGAGAGCCAAAGAGCAUCUUUAUUGGAUGAUGAUGGUCCAUCCUAUGUUCGAGUAUUUGUCAACAUUUUACGUGAUAUCUUUAAAGAAGAGACGGUGGAAUAUGUCCUUUCUUUGAUCGAUGAAAUGCUCACUGCAAACCCCAAAAGAGCUAGACUCUUUCAUGAUAAUUCGCUUGCAAAUGAAGAUAUCUAUGAACCAUUUUUAAGAUUGCUCUGGAAAGGCAACUGGUUCAUACAAGAGAAGAGUUGCAAGAUACUUGCACGAAUCGUAAGUGCUAGACCCAAAAACCAGUAUGGUGGAGCUGUGAAUGGUGAGGCCUCAGAUUCCAAAAGCAAAUUCACCACCAUAGAUGAUGUCUUGAAAGGUUUGGUAGAUUGGCUUUGUGCACAACUAAGGAGUCCUUCUCAUCCCAGUCGCGGCAUUCCUACUGCUGUAAAUUGCCUUGCUACCUUAUUGAAAGAACCUUUGGUCAGAUCGUCAUUUGUUCAAGCAGAUGGAGUGAAGCUGCUAAUUCCAUUGAUUAAUCCAGUAUCCAAUCAAACCACUCCAAUAGCAUCUUCACAAUCUAAUCAGCAACAAUCUAUGCAGCUCCUUUACGAGACGUGUCUCUGUAUCUGGUUAUUGUCAUAUUACGAACCUGCAAUUGAAUAUUUGGCUACUUCCAGAUGUGUUCCCCGACUGACAGAGGUUGUCAAGAGUUCUACAAAGGAAAAGGUUGUUAGGGUUAUUGUAAUGACUUUCAAGAAUCUUCUUCCAAAAGGGACAUUUGGCGUUCAGAUGGUGGACCUCGGAAUGCCUCAGAUAGUCCAAAACUUGAAAGCACAUGCCUGGGGAGAUGAGGACCUCGUAGAGGCUUUGAAUCAACUAGAUGAAGGGCUGAAGGAUAAUGUAAAACAAAUGAGUUCGUUUGAAAAGUAUAAACAAGAAGUACUUCUCGGUCAUCUUGACUGGUCCCCAGUUCACAAAGAUGCUUUCUUCUGGCGGGAUAAUAUCAACAACUUCGAAGAAAAUGAUUUUCAGAUCUUGAGAGUCCUCAUCACUAUUUUGGACACGUCUAACGACCCAAGAUCACUAGCCGUUACUUGCUUUGAUCUCUCGCAAUUUAUUCAGUAUCAUCCAUCCGGAAGAAUAAUAGUGAAUGAUCUCAAGGCUAAGGAGCGGGUGAUGAAGUUAAUGAAUCAUGAAAACGCCGAGGUUACGAAGAACGCUCUACUUUGCAUCCAGAGGCUCUUCUUAGGAGCCAAGUAUGCCAGCUUUUUGCAAGCUUGAAAUGUAUUUCUUGAAGAAAUUAUGCAAAUUCCUCCAAGCUUAGGUUAGGCGGAGUCAUUCUAUGAUUAGAUAUUUAUGAGACGUUUAAAUGAUUGAUUGUUUAAUAUCCAUAAUAAACCAUAUGCAUGUCAAGUCAUCGAGGCUCACGAUAUGGCAUCGACAAACAAAUGAGAUCCAUCCGAUGGGUAUUUAUUUCCUUUUCCGGCAAGGCUUUGCUCAUUUCACCGUUUUGUAGGCUGUAUGUAUUGUUUCAUAAUUCUCAUGUUCAGCCUGAACAAAAGAAUAACCUUAAUUUAUACUUUGCACAAUUAUAUUC
Amaranthus tricolor (Joseph's coat) is the source of this 1894-nucleotide messenger RNA. RefSeq names its product V-type proton ATPase subunit H-like. Gene Ontology annotation, cellular component: vacuolar proton-transporting V-type ATPase, V1 domain. NCBI's taxonomy places the organism in Eukaryota, Viridiplantae, Streptophyta, Magnoliopsida, Caryophyllales, Amaranthaceae. The transcript has 12 exons. The record is from RefSeq and is a predicted model, not a curated record. Gene Ontology annotation, molecular function: proton-transporting ATPase activity, rotational mechanism; protein binding. The coding region runs from base 178 to 1578 and encodes 466 amino acids. Gene Ontology annotation, biological process: proton transmembrane transport.